CGCUUAGCCGCGCCGGCCCCAGAAGUGAUGAAAGCGGCGGCCGAGUCCAGGUCACGCCGAAGCCGUUGCCCUUUUAAGGGGGAGCCUUGAAACAGCGCCCGGGUUCCAUGUUUGCAUCCGCCUCGCGGGGAGGAAACUCCAUGUUGUAACAAAGUUUCCUCCGCGCCCCCUCCCUCCCCCUCCCCCUUCGAGUCUGUCUCCCCUCCCCUCAGAAGCUCGCGGGGAUCCCUCCCUCCCACCCCUCCCCUCCCCCCCGCGCCCCGAUUCCGGCCCGAGCCGGGGGGGAGGCCGGGCGCCCGGGCCAGAGGCCGGCCGGAGCGGAGCGCGCCCGGCCCCAUGGACAGCUCGGCCGUCAUUACUCAAAUCAGCAAGGAGGAGGCGCGGGGCCCGCUGCGAGGCAAAGGUGACCAGAAGUCAGCAGCUUCCCAGAAGCCUCGGGGCAGGGGUAUCUUCCACUCAAUCUUCUGCUGCGUGUGUCGCGAUGAUGCUGAGGCUCUGCCCGCCCACAGCGGGGCGCCACUGCUCGUGGAGGAGAAUGGCGCUGUCCCCAAGCAGACCCCUGUCCAAUACCUGCUCCCGGAGGCCAAGGCCCAGGACUCAGACAAGAUCUGCGUGGUCAUCGAUCUGGACGAGACGCUGGUACACAGCUCCUUCAAGCCUGUGAACAACGCUGACUUCAUCAUUCCGGUGGAGAUCGAUGGAGUGGUUCACCAGGUCUAUGUGUUGAAGAGGCCUCACGUGGAUGAGUUCCUGCAGCGGAUGGGUGAGCUCUUUGAGUGCGUGCUUUUCACUGCCAGUCUCGCCAAGUACGCAGACCCCGUAGCGGACCUGCUGGACAAGUGGGGGGCCUUCCGGGCCCGGCUGUUCCGGGAAUCCUGCGUCUUCCACCGUGGGAACUACGUGAAGGAUCUGAGCCGGCUGGGCCGAGACCUGCGGCGGGUGCUCAUCCUGGAUAACUCGCCUGCCUCCUACGUCUUCCACCCGGACAACGCAGUACCAGUGGCCUCGUGGUUUGAUAACAUGAGUGACACAGAGCUCCACGACCUCCUCCCCUUCUUCGAGCAACUCAGCCGCGUGGAUGACGUGUACUCGGUGCUCAGGCAGCCUCGGCCUGGGAGCUAG
Messenger RNA from Elephantulus edwardii (Cape elephant shrew), 1122 nucleotides. RefSeq names its product CTD (carboxy-terminal domain, RNA polymerase II, polypeptide A) small phosphatase 1 (gene CTDSP1). The transcript has 7 exons. The record is from RefSeq and is a predicted model, not a curated record. Bases 337 to 1122 code for a protein of 261 amino acids. Gene Ontology annotation, molecular function: RNA polymerase II CTD heptapeptide repeat phosphatase activity. Lineage: Eukaryota; Metazoa; Chordata; Mammalia; Macroscelidea; Macroscelididae.